GAGGCCGGCUGGGCUCGGCGCGGGGCGCCGCCCGAGACAUCCGAAGAGUGAGCUCCUCCCUCGUUCCCUGGACUGUGGAGUCCGUCUAUUGCGGCUCAGCGCCCGCGCGGAGGUUGGAGCGAAGCUGCGGAGGUCGUAUCUGGACGUGAGAAGGAGGUGGAGAUCCGAGCUUCAGUAACCCGCGCUCUAGCCUGUACUCGUAAGGGUGGUGUGAAGCUCCACGUUUUUAUAUUUACUCCCCACCCUGGUGUGGGCCACUGGCUACAGGAUGAACUGUCGCUCGGAGGUGCUGGAAGUGUCGGUGGAGGGGCGACAGGUGGAGGAGGCCAUGCUGGCCGUGCUGCACACGGUGCUCCUGCACCGCAGCACAGGCAAAUUCCACUACAAGAAGGAGGGCACCUACUCCAUCGGCACCGUGGGCACCCAGGAUGUUGACUGUGACUUCAUCGAUUUCACCUACGUGCGCGUCUCCUCUGAGGAGCUGGACCGUGCCUUGCGCAAGGUUGUCGGGGAAUUCAAGGAUGCAUUGCGUAACUCUGGUGGCGAUGGGCUGGGGCAGAUGUCCUUGGAGUUCUACCAGAAGAAAAAGUCUCGCUGGCCUUUCUCAGAUGAGUGCAUCCCAUGGGAAGUGUGGACGGUUAAGGUGCAUGUGGUAGCCCUGGCCACGGAGCAGGAGCGGCAGAUCUGCCGGGAGAAGGUGGGUGAGAAACUCUGUGAGAAGAUCAUCAACAUCGUGGAGGUGAUGAACCGACAUGAGUAUCUGCCCAAGAUGCCCACACAGUCAGAGGUGGACAAUGUGUUUGACACAGGCUUGCGGGACGUGCAGCCUUACCUCUACAAGAUCUCAUUCCAGAUCACUGAUGCCCUGGGUACCUCUGUCACCACCACCAUGCGCAGGCUUAUCAAAGACACUCUUGCCCUCUAGGCCUUGCUGGAAACUUGGGAGCUCCUUGAUGGCUCCCAGACCUUGGCUUCUGGGGAUUGUACUAUUAUACAGUUGGGGAUCUGGGACCUGCCCUGGGUCCUUGGCAAGUCUUUAGAAGGGGCAGCCCCUGGCUUCCUUGUUUUGUGGUUGCCAAUCUCUGAUCAUCCCCUUAACCCUUGCUGACAGUCAAGUCCUGCAUAUACUGUCUCCACACCCCUGCUGGGGUCCUUCUUCUCCAUUGUACAGAAGAGCCACCACUGGGAUGGUGAAUAAAGUUGAGAAUGUGAGUUUGGGCUGA
Messenger RNA from Galeopterus variegatus (Sunda flying lemur), 1223 nucleotides. It is a transcript of the gene ATG101, whose product is annotated as autophagy related 101. Gene Ontology annotation, cellular component: phagophore assembly site. NCBI's taxonomy places the organism in Eukaryota, Metazoa, Chordata, Mammalia, Dermoptera, Cynocephalidae. The transcript has 4 exons. The coding region runs from base 269 to 925 and encodes 218 amino acids. Gene Ontology annotation, biological process: autophagosome assembly; autophagy. The record is from RefSeq and is a predicted model, not a curated record.